Molecule: messenger RNA, 3914 nt
Organism: Columba livia (rock pigeon)
Lineage: Eukaryota; Metazoa; Chordata; Aves; Columbiformes; Columbidae
Gene: PSAP
Product: prosaposin
Exons: 16
Coding region: 117-1769 (550 amino acids)
Biological process (GO): epithelial cell differentiation involved in prostate gland development; sphingolipid metabolic process; prostate gland growth
Cellular component (GO): lysosome
Source: RefSeq, a predicted model, not a curated record
UCGCGCUUGCGCACAGGAGGGGCGGUGGGCGCGCAUGCGCAGUGGCGCCGCCGCAGGCUCUAUAUAGGGGCGGGGGGUCGGCGGUGCCGCCGCAUUGCAGACGGGAGCGGGGAACGAUGGCGGAGAGGCUCCUCAUCCUCCUCGGGCUGCUGGCGGCCGCUGCGGCGAGCCCUGUGGUGUGGCAGAAGGAGUGUGUGAAGGGUCCGGAGGUGUGGUGCCAGAGCGUGCGGACGGCAGCGCAGUGUGGAGCUCUCAAACACUGCCAGCAGAACAUCUGGAACAAGCCUACUGUAAACAGUAUUCCCUGUGACUUGUGCAAGGAACUUGUGACAGUGGUUGGCAAGGUUUUGAAGGAUAAUGGCACUGAGGAUGAGAUCCGCUCUUACUUGGAAAAGACUUGCGAGUUUCUUCCUGACCAAGGCCUGGUCUCCGAGUGCAAAGAAAUUGUGGAUUCCUACCUGCCAGCUAUCAUGGAUAUGAUUAAAGAGGAGCUAGAUAAACCUGAAGUUGUAUGCAGUGCCCUCUCGCUGUGCCAGUCCCUCCAGAAGCACCUUGCAGCGAUGAAACUUCAGAAACAACUCCAGUCCAAUAAGAUACCCGAGCUCGAUUUCUCCGAGUUGGCAUCCCCGUUCAUGGCUAAUGUGCCUCUUCUCCUUUACCCUCAGGACAAACCCAAGCAGAAGUCUAAGGAAAGUGGGGAUGUGUGCCAAGACUGCAUUCAGCUGGUUACUGAUGUUCAGGAAGCCGUGAGGACAAACUCAACUUUUGUGAAGUCUUUGGUUGCUCAUGCCAAGGAGGAGUGUGACCGCUUGGGACCUGAAGUGUCUGAUAUGUGCAAGAACUAUAUCUCUCAGUAUUCUGACCUCGCCAUCCAAAUGAUGAUGCACAUGGCUGUGUUCAAUAAUGCAGGAAUCGGUUUGCAAAAUGUGAUAUUACUGGAUGCUUUGACAAAGCAACCAAAGGACAUUUGUGCCAUGGUUGGGUUCUGUCCUUCUGUGAAAUCUGUUCCACUUCAGACUCUGGUGCCAGCCCAAGUGGUUCAUGAAGUGAAAAUGGAAACUGUGGAGAAAGCCGUAGUUCAAGAGAAAACUCUUUCCGUGUGUGAAAUAUGUGAGACGAUGGUGAAAGAAGUGACUGGCCUCUUGGAGAGCAACAAGACAGAGGAGGAGAUUGUGCAUGAAAUGGAGAUGGUCUGCUACCUGUUCCCAGCAAGUGUCAAAGACCAGUGUAAGGACUUCAUCGAUGUCUAUGGCCAGGCUUUGAUUGACAUGCUCUUGGAGGCAACGAACCCCGAGGCUGUGUGCGUUAUGCUGAAAUGCUGCGCAGCCAGCAAGCCCUCCCAGCAGCCAGUUUUAGUGAAAUCUGCAGAUGGUUUCUGUGAUAUCUGCAAGAUGGUGGUAGCUUAUGCAGACAAAGAACUAGAGAAGAAUGCCACGACAGCUGAAAUUGAGGCUUUGCUGGAAAAAGUCUGUCACUUCCUGCCAGAGUCCGUCAGUGAUCAGGUCCGUCUCCCAAGUGUCUCUACUUCUGCCAUAAAUGUCCAGUGCGUUCAGUUUGUGGAACAGUACGAACCUGUGGUUGUGCAACUCUUGGCGGAGAUGAUGGAUCCCACUUUUGUUUGCACCAAACUUGGAGUCUGUGGAUCAGCUAAACAGCCUCUCCUGGGUGAUGAUGCUUGUGUCUGGGGUCCAGGUUACUGGUGUAAGAACAUGGAGACUGCUGCUCAGUGCAACGCUGUUGAUCACUGCAAACGUCACGUGUGGAACUAGAAGAGGAGUUUCCAGUUCUGAAAGUUUGCCAGGGCUCUUAAAAGUGCGGGCCGAGGUUGGCGGAGAGCUGUAUCUCAAUGUCCCUCCUCUCUGCCUCAUUAACAAUUUGACCUUCACGUUCCUUUAUUGUAACUCUUCUGUAGCAGUGCUGCUGUUGAAGGAUCAGAUCUUUCUUGUUGACAUAACAAAGAUACUUCUGAUUGUACAGUUUAACUCAUUAUGCUCCUCAAAAUAGUCAGUGUGUUGUAGAUUUUUUAAUUGGUAAGCUGGAGUGGUUUUUAGGUGCUGGGAAGAAUGGUGGAAAAGGUGAAUUGAGGCAAGAUGAUAAUCUUACUAUUUUAAAAAAAGAACAAGAUAACGACUAAAGUUUCCAAAGUCUUUCUGUAGUCAGCACUGGGAGGAUUACGUGCUUUGCAUUUUUAACAUCUGUCUGGAAUGUUAAUUUUGUGUGUAAAUGUUGGGGAGCUCUAAGGGAUAAUGUUGAAUCCAGGCUGGAAUUUUAAAAGCUCUACAGAUGCAGAGGGACUCUGUGCCCGGCGACUUUCAGAGCAGCUACUGCUAUCUAAAAAGAUGCGUUCUCCUUUGAGUGACCACACUCUUUGCAUUUGGGUGACCACAUUUCCGGCUCGUGGCGUUAUCAUAGCUAAGGAAACCCUCAACCGUCGAUCAUGUCCUUUAUAUUUCCUUGGACUACUCCCUCUAAGCAUGGGUGUUGUACUAUCAAACCCUGUACAGUGGGCUUUCAGGUUUUUGAAGCAUGUUGAUGUGCUUGAGGAAUGGCUCCCUCCCCUUUGUUUUCCUCCUUAUCCUAGUUGCUCAAUUCUGCUUAGUCUUGCAGCUUCUAAUGUGCGGCUAGCCGAGUGCCAGGCCGGCCCAGCGGAGAGUCAGCAGGGGCUGAGUUCAACACAGAGUGCAGAACACAGGGGAAAAUGGCACUUAUUGUCAGCUGCCCACUUGUUCCUUGGUCUGUGUGGUGUGGUUUUUUCCUCUCGUAGCAUAUUUCAGUCAUCUAAAACUCCAGCAGUGCUGUGAGGCUCGCAAGCAGUUUCCAUUCCUGCCACCCGUUCUCACCGACACUGUGUGUGCUUCUGAGCAGUUUGGAGUAUAAGCUUUUCUCCCCAGGGUUCCCACUGGGAGAUGAGUCUGGGUGGCCGGGGAGAUGCGGAGGGCAGGAGCGGGCGCUGGGCGGCUCCGCUGGCGUACCCCACGGCAUCCCGCUGACAUGGCCCCAGCUCCCACGGCUGCUCUGGAAACAAGUCAGGCCCUCACGGUGUACGGGAACCGUGCUGCAGAUGGGCCUUGCAUCCCCUGCCAGCCUUCAGUGCGUAGUUCUGAGCAAAUUAACCCCCAAAACAGGCACGGAAAGAGCUCAGAGGAGACCUCUGGGGAGGAGGAGCUGGGCCAGAGGCGUGUGUGGAGCUUUGAAAAUUCCAGUCCUGGUCAGGAAGGUGCCGGCAACUGCUGCUGUUCCUGUGGCGUCUCGAGCGAGGCGGGAGCUCCGCUAACAGCGCCUGAGCAGCCGGCAAAGCAAUCGUGAAGCGGUUGGAUGGAAAACCACUCGACUGCAGCUUUUCUUUUGUUACAGCGUGUGCAUACCGAGUGUCUGGGCAGUGUUGACAGAUAACGAUACUGGUUUGUUCUUCCUGUUUGCAGUUGUACAGAAUACUGAAGCACUCCUGGCUUUAAAAAAGAAAAUUAAUUUCCCUUUAAAGAUGUAAAAAUAGCUGCAGAUUCCUGUCCUGAUGGGCUCGUGCAGUGGCUCCAGUGUAUCCCACUUGGGGUAGGUAGGUAGGAAACGGGCUGUUCUUCCGCUCGCUGCCCUGGAGAUACAGGUUGUUACAGCACAGCAUGCAGGAGGGAAUUUGAUCUUUUAAACUGGAUGGCUUUCUCUUAAUGUGAAUUUUUUGGGGGGGAAGGUUAGCAAGGUUUUAAUUUCUUGAGAUUUUUAGUAGUGAAGGAUUUAUGCUGGUGAGGUGAGCAGGGGGAAAUCCUGUGUUAGCGCUGGGAGCCUCUAGUGUUCUCCCUUCCUGUGGACCGCUCGAGUUAUGCUGGGGGACACCUGCAGUUGCUUUCUAAACAACAUUGUCUUGAUUUUUGCACAAAAGCUUCCUUAAUGAACAAUAAAAAACUUCUGUAAACCAAUAA